Messenger RNA from Centropristis striata (black sea bass), 1643 nucleotides. Its product is annotated as myosin-9-like. NCBI's taxonomy places the organism in Eukaryota, Metazoa, Chordata, Actinopteri, Perciformes, Serranidae. The record is from RefSeq and is a predicted model, not a curated record. The coding region runs from base 267 to 1643 and encodes 458 amino acids. Gene Ontology annotation, molecular function: microtubule binding. The transcript has 10 exons. Gene Ontology annotation, cellular component: cilium; ciliary basal body.
UAUCUAUAUGGACAAUUCCAAACAACAGGGAUAAAAUAAUUCAAUUUUAUUAUGUUUUAUUUUUUAUUUAUGCCUGAAUAGCUUUUUAUAAUGGUAAGUUUAUUUUCGAAUAUAGAACUUUCCGAGCGUUCCCUUAAGGCAGCAUUCCCUAGCAACGGCAAGAACGUCAGUUUUACGUUAACAAGACAUUUUUGUGACCUUUUAAAAAGCGGUUAGAAACAACAGAAAGCUUAUAAAUAUACAGUAAAAAAGACAAAUAUCCAGUUAUGGCGGAUAUAAUCGCUGCUGAUGACAGAAAGAAGUCGUUAUUUUUGACGCAAAUCAAGUUUCUGGAUGAACAGUUGGAGAAAUGUCAGCUUCAGUGUGACGGGCUGGAGAAGAGGAACAAGGAGCUGCCGGCUCUGUACCGCUCGCUGCAGAAGGACAAGGAGGACAUCAGCGAGUACCUGAAAGUGUUAGUGGUAGAACGAGAGAAGGAGGUCCAGGAGGUGAAGAAGCGUCUGGAGAAUCAGCAGCAGGAGGAUGAGGAGCACCGAGAGGCUCUGAGGCUGCAGCACCGCCGGCAGAUGGAGGAGCUGCAGGACCGGAUCGACGAGCUCCAGUCACAGAGCAGGAUAACGGCCGCGACCCUGGAGUGUGAGGAGCAGCCGGGGCUGGAGGAGCUGGAGGAGCAGCUGGAGCAGCAGCAGGCCGACCUGGAGACUCUGAAGGAGGAGGUGAUCAGUGAUAGAGCAGCAUACGCAGCCACCGUCGACAGCCUGAAGAGGGCCGAGCUGGACUGGGUGAUGAACGACAAUCGCGCUGAUCGCAAGUCAGUGAAGGAAAAGGUCUGUAACAUCGUCCAGGAGGAGAGUGCUCAGCACGGCGAGCUGCGGGAGACCUUCCAGCUCCUCCUGGACCACAACGAGGACCUGUGGACCAAGAAGUGGGAGCUGCUACGUGAGGAGAAGCGGCGCCACUUAGAGAUUGAAAACAUGAAGAAGAGGUACGACGUGCUGACCAAGAAGGACUACAGGAAGGAGGUGGAGCAGCUGACUCAGCAGUGCCGGCAUCUGCAGGACGAGCUGAAGAAGAAGAGCACCGCCUCAGAGAGCCUGCAGGCCGAGAGGGAGGAUCUCAGAGAGCGCCUGGCCUCGGCGUGUGAACAGCGCCAUCAGAGAGGAGCCGAGGCGGCGCAGCUCAGGGCCGAGCUGCAGAGGGAGAGCAGCAGGAGGAGGCUGCUGGAGGGAGUCAUGCAGGACGGAGUCACCGCUCUGACACACAUCCUCAAGGACUCACAGAAGGUGUCUGAGGCUCAGUGGAGGAGGCUGCUGGAGAUCCUGGAGAGCCCCGUCUUCCAAAGACCAGACUCCAGUCCUGGACAGGAACCGCAGCCCUCUGAGCCCGAACCAGACAGAUCAGAGACUUUGAGCUUCGCCACUGACCCGUUAUUCCUGAUGGCUCGCAACAGAGCAGGAGACUUGGGCUUCGUACCCGGGCCCACCUGGAAACACACAGCAGCCGCCUGCAGCAGCGGAGCUCAGCUGAAGCCCGACAGGAAACACAAGCCGUCCUCUGCAGCCUGCAGAACCAAACCCAGCCACCAGUGCUGUGAGUCUCAUGUCCGGCCUCAGGACAGAUCUGUGCAGGACGUGGACUCCUAG